AUGGCCUGGGCAACAUCCGAAGAAAACACUCGCCUCCGAGCGCGCCAACUCCUUCGCUAUCACAACAAGCACGAAGAGUCCGGCCCUCUCCCGAACGCCGACAAGAUCACCGAAUCCGACAUCGAGCUCGCUGAGCUUCUCGCUCCGGUCUGGCGUCUCGAGGAGUGCAACGAAGGAGAGGUUGAGUAUCCCGAGCAGUGGGAGAAACUCGCCAAAUCCCUUUCUUUCACUCUUGGAAGCUUCCGUCGCAACGCCAAGGCUAUGACGGCUGCACCAACUGUCAACAAGAACGGUGGUGACAAGGCUGAGAUUGCUUCUCUUGAGCUGCUUAACAAGCGACUCAAGGAGCUGUUGAAGCAGGCAAAUGAGGAGAAGAAGGCUGCGCAGGAAUUGGCUGAUCGCCACUUGGCACGAGCUGAGAAGGUCGAGGCUGAACUUGAAAAGCUUCUGGAGGAGGAGUAA
Molecule: messenger RNA, 462 nt
Organism: Fusarium redolens
Lineage: Eukaryota; Fungi; Ascomycota; Sordariomycetes; Hypocreales; Nectriaceae
Exons: 1
Coding region: 1-462 (153 amino acids)
Source: RefSeq, a predicted model, not a curated record